GCUGACUGUCCGUCUCAGGCGAGAUCCUGCCAAAUCAAGCCAUCAACCUCUCCAAAGACGUGAUAAACUGGUCAAGAUCUUCUUAACUAGGAAUUUAUUUGUAAUAUGAUAUUGUUACUACCACGCAGUAUCUCCACAUGCACAUCUGUAGAAGGGCUAUAUUUCUCUCGUCCCUAGACUACAGCAUACGCAUGCGCCGUAACACUACCGGGCUCCUCUGACUGCACGCGCGGAAACAGGAAGAAGGCUCAAAUCGGAAGCUUUGUGCGCAUGCGCAUUUGUGUCGGCUAGUGAGUGAUCCUUUCCGUCACUACUGUCUUUUGGCCACUUGGAGAGGCUGAACGGAAGUAGAUUAUUACAGGCUGUUCAUUGUGUGUUUGGUUUAUAUCUGCACCUGGGCAAGUACUUCAGGCUGGUGGAAGUUUUACGAUGCCAGAGCGGGAGCCCUGGUAGUCUGCUGCAACCAAAACAACAGACUGCUGAGGCGACUAAAAGCUAACAGGGUCUGUGGUGACAGACGUUUCUGUGGAGUAACGCUCUGAGCGCAGUACUCCACGGCACUGGUUAGUGCCAAACCGCUGUUUUUUUUGUGUUUGAAGUCAUGCCACUGAAUGCAAACCUGUCACCUGCAAGAGCCAGUGUUACCUCUGUGGUAGUUCCUGUUGGGGAAUUUCCUGCUGAAGAAAACCCUACAAGUCUGCAUUCUUUCUAGAAGGGCAGUUAAGACCAUUUUUAUUGAGCUAUGGAAGACAACAGCAGAAUUGAGUGCAUAUUUUUCAGUGAAUUCCAUCCCACACUUGGACCUAAAAUAACAUACCAGGUGCCCGAAGAUUUCAUUUCUCGAGAGCUCUUUGAUACAAUUCAGGUAUACAUUAUUACUAAACCGGAAUUGCAAAACAAGCUAAUUACAGUUACAGCUAUGGAUAAAAAACUAAUUGGUUGCCCAGUUUGUAUUGAGCACAAGAAAUAUAGCCGGAAUGCUCUGCUCUUUAACCUCGGCUUUGUUUGUGAUGCUAGAGCUAAAACCUGCGCACUGGAACCCAUCGUGAAGAAACUGGCAGGUUAUCUCACAACUCUAGAGCUUGAGAGUGGCUUCAUCUCCAAUGAGGAAAGCAAGCAAAAGCUGAUACCAAUAAUGACCAUCCUGCUUGAGGAACUGAAUGCCACUGGCAAAUGCACUCUGCCAAUAGAUGAAUCAAACACCAUUCACCUGAAAGUGAUUGAGCAACGCCCAGAUCCCCCCAUUGUGCAGGAAUAUGAUGUUCCUGUUUUCACCCAGGAUAAGGAUGACUUCUUCAAUUCCCAGUGGGACCUCACCACUCAGCAGAUCCUGCCAUACAUUGAUGGCUUUCGGCACAUUCAGAAAAUUUCAGCUGAAGCAGAUGUGGAGCUCAAUUUGGUUCGAAUUGCCAUCCAGAAUCUGUUAUACUAUGGAGUAGUGACUCUCGUUUCCAUACUUCAGUAUUCAAAUGUGUAUUGUACUACUCCCAGAGUUCAGGAUCUGGUAGAUGAUAAAUCUCUCCAAGAAGAAUGCCUCUCAUACAUCACAAAGCCAGGUCAUAAACGAGCAAGUCUGAGAGAUGUUUUUCAGCUGUACUGUGGACUGACCCCUGGCACAACUGUUAGAGACCUCAUUUGUCGCUAUGCAGUCCAACUCCAGAGAGUAGAUGAAAGGAAGCUCAUUCAGUUUGGUUUGAUGAAAGGUCUUAUUCGGCGGCUUCAGAAGUAUCCUGUGAAAGUUGUGCAGGAUGAAAGAAGCCACCCAGCACGGCUCUACACAGGCUGUCACAGCUAUGAUGAAAUCUGCUGUAAAACAGGCAUGAGCUACCGGGAGUUGGAUGAGAGGCUGGAAAAUGAUCCCAAUAUAAUUGUUUGCUGGAAAUGAAUCAGUCCAAGAAAGCAGAUGCUUCUUCAUCAUGCCCUGUAAACAAUUGCUUGAACUACCUGGGACUCUGAGGUGGCACCAGGAUCUUUUGGAGAGCAGCACUGCUUUUGUUGCAUGAGAUUGUGCAUCUUUUCAGGCCGAUGUUGCUUGGAAAGAAUGAGUGAGGUGGACUUGUGUUGCUAACUGAAGACAAAGUAUGCAUCUCAUUUCUCUGAGAGGAAAACUACAUGUUAUACUUAAUUGCAUGUAAUGAUGUCCCAAUAGCUGUUAUAAAAACAAACAACAGGAGGCCUGAUGUUAAGCAAACCAAUUGUGGAAUGGAUGGGUGCUUAAUUUACAUUUUUUUUUCUUUUUUUUGAAAUAAACAAUUUUUAUUAGUAACAUAUGGUAGCAAUUAAUUUACAUUUCUUGUUUCCAACUUUUCCUACCCUAAUACAUUCCCUAUGGGUUAGACAUGUAUGUGGAACCCCAUGCUAGGAAAAGCAGGUUGGGGAAAUGGGAACAUUGGGACCAGAAGAAUGGCUGAUGUAGAAGAGGUUAGGCAUUCGUCCACACAGCCAGCCUUCCAAUUGUGCCUUCCCAAUGCUGCUUUUCAGUUAAAAAAAUCUAGGGGGUGGCUUCAUUUCACACAUUUGUAGAUUGUUCUUAAAAGUUUGAAAAUACUAAUCUGUUGCUGCCUCUACCCUCUAUGCCUUUAGGUGCAUGUUCAUUUGCUAUCUAUGGAAGUGACUUCUGGAAACUGUUCCAUUUAAUGUGAAAGAUCAAGAUGGCUCAGCUUCUUUGAAACUUUUUACAGUGUUCACUGUCCAUUCUUGCCCUUUUUACAAUCAAAAGGACGCAGUUCAAAUAUCUGUUGUUAUGAGUCUUGCAGUAAUACUAUGUUCAUGCCUGCAGCAAAGCACCAAAUGGAAGAUUUAUUGUAAUAAAAUUACACAAAUGAAGCAGAAAA
Messenger RNA from Heteronotia binoei (common prickly gecko), 2834 nucleotides. RefSeq names its product NPR2 like, GATOR1 complex subunit (gene NPRL2). Gene Ontology annotation, molecular function: GTPase activator activity. Gene Ontology annotation, biological process: negative regulation of TORC1 signaling; cellular response to amino acid starvation; positive regulation of autophagy. Bases 743 to 1885 code for a protein of 380 amino acids. The record is from RefSeq and is a predicted model, not a curated record. The transcript has 13 exons. Gene Ontology annotation, cellular component: GATOR1 complex; vacuolar membrane. Lineage: Eukaryota; Metazoa; Chordata; Lepidosauria; Squamata; Gekkonidae.